Messenger RNA from Vanrija pseudolonga, 2388 nucleotides. Its product is annotated as KNR4/SMI1. Gene Ontology annotation, biological process: fungal-type cell wall beta-glucan biosynthetic process. Bases 76 to 2388 code for a protein of 770 amino acids. Gene Ontology annotation, cellular component: mating projection tip. The transcript has 4 exons. The record is from RefSeq and is a predicted model, not a curated record. Lineage: Eukaryota; Fungi; Basidiomycota; Tremellomycetes; Trichosporonales; Trichosporonaceae.
CACCACCCCCCCACCCCCACCCCCUCGCUGCCUGCACAAACCGCAUCUCUCCUCUCUCCAUCACCAUCGACUUCCAUGCCCUUCCUCCAGUCGAUCACGAACCUGUUCGGCGGGAGCGGCGGCGGGAGCGCGUCGAGCUCGCGCGGCGGACACAACGCGCGCCGCUCCAUCGCCAUGACGCAGGACGCCUUUGCCAUGCCCUCGAGCGCGCGGUACGGGAAUGCAAAUCUCGAGCCGCACGACCUGUCGCCUGGCCCGAGCCGCCGCAACUCGGCCUACACGUCGUCAUACCCGCCUUCUGCUGGCGAGGGCUUCGCACCCACAUCCACGUCCUACCCGCCCUUAUCGCACACGUUCCACCGACUGCGGAACGCGCUCGGCGACUCGUUCCCCGAGCUCGUCGACUCGCUCAACCUGCCGUCCGAAGCGGCGAUUAUAUCAGAGUUUGAGCACGAGCUCGGAUGCCCCCUCCCGCCGGCGGUGCGCGAGUCGUUCCUCGUCGCCGACGGCCAGGACCUCGAGGGCGGCGGCGGCGGCAUCUUUUACGGCCUUUACUUGCUCCCUCUGGACGAGGUGGUGCGCGAGUGGCAGUUCUGGCGCCAGGUCGAGGUCGACCCCCGGACCGGCGCAAACCCCGUCGUGCUGGCCACCAUGGCGUCCAUCCCCCCGCAGUGGGUCAAGAGCGUGUACGCGUGCCGCGGCUGGCUACCCCUUGUUUCGGACCGCACGGGCAACUAUGUCGGUGUCGAUCUCGACCCGGGACCCGCCGGCCACUGGGGCCAGGUCAUCAUCUUUGGCCGCGACUUUGACCGCAAGUGUGUUGUCUGGAGAGGCGAGGGCGAGGGCGGCUGGGGCAAGUGGCUUGCCGCGUUUGUCGACGAGGUCGAGGCAGGCGAAAACUGGGAGACGGACAAGUCGCUCAACUCGGACGAUGAGGAGGAGCUCGGAUACGGCAGCUACAACGGCGCGCAGACCUACGGCGACCUCGGCCGCACACUCCAGCUCGCGGGCGAGUACAGAGGCUGGAGCGUCCUCGAGGCCUGGUGGGACAAGAGCACGCGCCAAUGGGAGGCCCUCGGCCUCGGCAUGGACGUGAAUGAGAUUGAGCGGGGCUUGGACGAGGCCCGCCGCCUGACUGGCGGUACCGCCGCCGCGCCGGGUUCUUCGGCAAAGGGCAAGGACAAGGAGGAGUCUGACGCAGCGAUUGAGAUUCGCUCGCGUGCCCAGGCGGGGACCAUUGACAUCCCAGAACCACCAGAUGUGACAUCGCCAAAGGGACCACCGAGCCCAGGGGAUCACGAGUCGCUACUGCCGCCUUCGUCGCCCGAGGCGCCCGUGCCCGCUAUUUUCGUACCCAACCAGCUGGGCGGGCCCUCGCCCACUGCCGCACGCCAGAUCACACCGCUGGCAACCACCUCCGACCACCCGCUCAAGCCAGACAACGACCUGCUGUCACCGCCGGCAAGAUCGCUCCCGGGGCAGAAGAGACAGUCGAGGCGUGUCCCGCCCCCAGCGCCGGUCGCACUAGACCUGCCAACGCGCGCUGAUGUGCAGGCCGCUCAGGCUGUCGCGCGCGCCGAGGCGACCGGCCUCCGCGGAGGCUGGAUCAUGAACCUCGACACGAGCACCGGGGCCGCCCAGCGCCGGACGCACAACGUGUCCCCCUCGCUCGACGCCGAGAUGGUCGACAUUGACCUGGAAGGCGGCCGCCAAGAGUCCUUUGGCACGCCACGCAUGCGUGCCGUCGACCACGAGCGUCAGGCAGAAGACGACCGCCUUUCCCAAUUGGGCAUUGAGCACCGCCGCACCGGCGGCACGUUAUCGCCCCAGCUGCUCGCCAUGUCGCGCACGCCGUCGCCCCUCUCCCGCAACCAGAGCUUUGACCGGACGCAGGGGGCUUCGGGUGUGCACUCUGCGAGCUCGAGUUCGACUGCGGGUGGCCCGCCAUCGCGCGACAGCCUGAGCACGCCUCCGCCCGGUUCGGUGGCCGCGGCCGCGUCGAGCCUGAUCCGCGAGCCGCCCCGUGUGGUCGACUCGCCACGGUCGCGGUCGCCGGCAGGCGGCGACGUCGAGCGAGAGAUUAUCCGCGGUAACGCUGCCAGGCGGCGCUCGUCUGCCACGCCUCAGCGCGAGGACUCGUCGGGCGGACGCACGCGCGACAACUCGUUACUCUCUGCCGACUCGCACGACGGGCUGCUCAUUGCCCCCACUGCAACCAGCGAGCCUCUGAGCGGCGCCACGACGCUCACGAGAAGUCCCCCGACGAUCACGACGACGCUUCCGGCCGACAGUGAGCCCAACGGCGCCAAGGCGACCACGCCCAGCACGCCCAAGGCGCGCGCGGCCGUCGACAAGCUCGUCGACGGGCUCGAGGAGGUUGCGCUGUAG